AUGACUACCACACCACCUCCUGCACUAGAUCUUAACAACAUUCAGGGUGACGUUUUGAGUGGCCUCCCUAAAAAGACACAAUAUUACAUCUUUUUCGCCAUUCUUGAUGUCGCGAAGUUCAAAGCUGACUUGAAGAAGUUCAUCCCACUCAUCAAGACAGUCGCGCAGGUCCUGAAAGACCGCGAUGCGAUAGCCGACCACAAGAAGAAAAAGUUGCCUGGUCUUGUGCCCAUGGAUGGCGUAAACAUCUCAUUUUCGCAUACAGGGUUCGUCAAGCUCGGAGUCGAUGACAGCACUCUUGCCCAAGGCGGCCCAACGGACCCCUUCUCACUUGGACAGAAGAAAGAUGCCGUUACCAACCUCGGAGACCCCAACAAGCUCGACGGCAACCCUGACUGGGACGAUGACUUCUUGCGUGACCUCCACGGGCUCAUCCUAAUUUCUGGAGAGAGCCACACAUCCAUCGACAAGAAGAAGCAUGAAAUUGACGUGCUGUUCAGAGUAGGUACCAGCACAGCGUCCAUUGAAGAAAUCACCACUAUCAGAGGCGACGUACGACCAGGCGACGAAGACGGCCAUGAGCAUUUCGGUUUCCAAGACGGCAUAUCCAACCCCGUUGUGGACGGCUUCGACACGGUCAUCAACCCAGGUCCCAAAGUUGUUCAGCCCGGUGUGAUCCUCACAGGACACCCAGGCGAUCCCGCGUCCAACCCGCGCGCUGACUGGGCGACGGACGGUAGCUUCCUUGCCUUCCGCUACCUCUUCCAGAGCGUACCCGAGUUCAACCAAUUCUUGAAGAAGAAUCCCGUCAAAAAGGACGGAAAUGGGAACGCGUUAACGCCAGAACAAGGAAGCGAGUUGCUGGGAGCGAGGAUGGUGGGCAGAUGGAAGAGCGGUGCUCCAAUUGACCUUGCUCCUUUCAAAGAUGACCCUGCCCUUGGAGCUGAUCCUACCAGGAACAACAAUUUCUUCUUCCAAGGAGAGAUCAACUCCCAGCUCCGCUGUCCAUUCGCUGCUCACGUCCGAAAGACGAAUCCACGAAACGACCUAGAAGUCCCGCCAGCACCUCGUCCACCUAUUCCCAUCGAAGGCAGGCGCAUCAUGCGACGAGGAAUCCAAUUUGGCCCAGAAGUAUCGCAGGAUGAGCAGAAGCUGUCCAAGACGCUGCAUGGACGCGGGUUACUCUUCGUAUGCUACCAAAGCAGUUUGACAAAUGGCUUCCAGUUCCUCCAACAAUCCUGGGCCAACGCACCGAAAUUCCCGCCGUUUGAGACCCAACCAGAAGAUCCAGGUUUGGACCCACUCAUCGGCCAAGGAGCUCGUGCGAUGUCCGGACUCGACCCUCUGGCAGAACAGACUGUGCUCCCAAUGCCUACAUUCAUCACGGCGCGUGGAGGCGAAUACUUCUUCUCGCCGUCCAUCAAAGGCUUGAAGAACACCAUUGCUGUCUGA
Psilocybe cubensis is the source of this 1452-nucleotide messenger RNA. RefSeq lists its product as uncharacterized. The transcript is spliced from 8 exons. The record is from RefSeq and is a predicted model, not a curated record. Gene Ontology annotation, cellular component: cytosol. Gene Ontology annotation, molecular function: peroxidase activity; heme binding. Bases 1 to 1452 code for a protein of 483 amino acids. Lineage: Eukaryota; Fungi; Basidiomycota; Agaricomycetes; Agaricales; Agrocybaceae.